CUUUGGAAGAAAUUAAACCACAAAUUGCAGACGGCCAAAAGGUUAACUCGCAAGAACACAUCACUGUUGAGAGCCCACCAUCCUCUCUCACUUUCCUCUUCCCUUCCUUUCUUCAUCACAAACAAACGUCAGGCCGGUCUAGCUCACACUUCCCCAUUUUUCUCUUUAUCUUUUAUUUCCCAAUUUCCAUUUCGAUUUCUUGCUGUUCUCCAACAGUUUCCCUCCACCUUCCUCUUCCUUAUCCUCCCAACUCCUCUCUUUCUUCUCUGCCCGCCAUCUAAUUCUGGACUGAAGUGGAAUCGAGCUCAAAAGCUCAAUCCUUUACUCUUUCCAGCUGCCCCACGGAGCUCCUCCGUUAUGUGGGUUGGUGAUCUUCUGCGAUUUGAUUGUGUGGGCGAAGAAGGGUUUCGUUGAGCUUUGAGGAAAGGGUUGCAAGUUUAGAGCUUUGAAUCCGAUACUAUCUCUGCUGUAGCAAGUGGGUAUUUUCUUAAUUGCAAUGCCAGUUCUUCGAGCAAUCAACCGAAGGAAUAUAACUGAGUCUUUAAAUGGGCGGCAGCUAGGAAUGGAAUCAUGGUUUUAGUCUGGAGCUGACUUGAAUCCAGUUCCCUGACAAUUCUUGAAGAUUGAGUUUUUGCGCGUGAAGUUUGCAGAAUUCUUUGGGUUGAUUUCCUCAGUCCUUUAUGGGCAGGUCUGGGUUUGUGAUAUCUUCAUUUGUUUCUUCCUUAGUUUUGGUCGCCAUAUGUUGAAACUACUAGCGAUGUCCUCAGUAUGUUUAGAUCAUUAUCAACAAAGAUUGACAUGGAGAGAUUAAUUUCAUUAAGAGUAAUUGUCACCAUAUUGAGCCAAUUGUUAGCUCUACAGUUUCAACAUGUAUCUGCCUAUGGGCAUAAUGAGAUUCAAUCAAGGGUUUGUGGUGCUGAUCGCAUUUCCUAUUCGAAUAGUGUGGGUGGUGAAGGUUUCCUCAUUAAUGGAAGUGUUGUAGACUUAGAUUCACUAUGCAAGGCCCUCCAUUUUCACAUUGCGAGCGGCUGCAUCUCUGCCGAAGACUACUUUAUGAGCCUCUGUCGAUCCGAAUCCGAAUCCGAAUCCUCAUCAGGUAACCCACACCACAAGCCAGCAAGAAAGCUUCUACAAAAGGAGUUUAAGGAAGAAUCAUCCAAAGAACAGAAGGCAAAAGAUCCAAGUAAUAAUCUUUCCGCGAAGCACAUUGGGAUAAUAGCGACUGGAAUCAUUGCGAUGUGUUGUGGUGUGCUCUGCCCCUGUAUAUACAAGAGAAGGAAGGCUACUUCACACACUGUUCUUUCUAAGGAUCAAGUUUCAAUCGAUUCAGUUUCCUCCUUCGAUGCGCCGCCCUCUGUUCAUGAUAAAGUGCCUGCUAGUCCACUUCGUGUGCCCCCAAGUCCUUCUAGAUUCUCACCGUCCCCUAAACUUUCUAGACUUGGGUCGGUUCAUCUGAACCCGAGUCAAGUCACCAGAGCUACACGUAAUUUCUCUCAGUCACUGAAGCUAGGUGAAGGAGGCUUUGGAACCGUGUACAAAGCCCACCUGGAUGAUGGGCAGAUAGUUGCCAUAAAAAGAGCUAAAAAGGAACAUUUUGAGAACUUGCAAACAGAAUUCCUCAGCGAAGUUGAUCUUCUGGCAAAAAUUGAUCACCGGAAUCUGGUGAAGUUACUAGGUUUUGUCGAUAAAGGACAUGAGCGGCUUAUCAUCACAGAGUUCGUCCCGAAUGGUACCCUCAGAGAACACUUGGAUGGUCAGCGUGGAAAAAUUCUGGACUUCAAUCAACGGCUUGAGAUAGCCAUCGAUGUUGCUCAUGCUCUUACAUAUCUCCAUCUAUAUUCAGAGAAACAAAUCAUCCAUCGAGACGUGAAAUCGUCCAACAUUCUUCUAACGGAGAGCAUGAGAGCCAAAGUGGCUGACUUUGGAUUCGCGAGGUUGGGUGUGGACUCCGACCAAACUCAUAUCUCCACCAAAGUCAAAGGCACAGUGGGAUACCUCGACCCUGAAUACAUGAAGACAUACCAGCUCACCCCUAAGAGCGACGUGUAUUCAUUUGGGAUACUACUCUUAGAAAUUCUCACAGGCCGUCGUCCUGUGGAGCUAAAGAGACCUGCUCCUGAGCGAGUGACCCUUAGAUGGGCAUUCAAGAAGUACAAUGACCAUGCAGUGGUGGAGAUGGUGGAUCCUUUGAUGGAGGAAGUUGUGGACGCAGGUAUACUGAGAAAGAUGGCGACUUUGGCCAUCAGAUGUGCAGCUCCUGUUCGGAACGAGCGGCCUGAUAUGAAAGCUGUAGGAGAAGAGUUGUGGGGGAUAAGAUCUGACUACCUCAAGAGUUCUAGAGGAGGGUAGAAAGAAAUAUCAAUCAUGUCGCGGUCAAACAUGAACCUGGAGUCGAAUCUUACAAGCAUCUUCUUUCCCUGCUGCAGAAUCCCACAUUGUAAACAGACCCUUCUUUUUUCGGACGAAGUAUAGUUUUGAUUUGUCUAAGGUUGAUUCCCAUUUUCGGCGCAUUGUAUCAUUGGCUUGAUUGAGGUCGAUACAGAAGCUUGGCUGUGUAUGGUUACGUUCUUCUUCUUAUCCUUCAAGCAAGUUCUGGCUUCUCCAUGUCUAGAGUUUCUCCAAGAACAUGCUGCAGUCAAUUCGAGCAACAUAUUCCUAAUGUUGUACCAACUUUGAUAUUGAUGAACUUGUUGCAAACAUCCAAUUGUGACUACUACUGUUAGUUAUUCCGAAUUUGAUUGUGUGCAUGUUUAUUAAAAAUCGAAAUACAGUGAUGAAUCUAAUAAUGAUCUCAAAGUUUCAUGAUCAUUUAUGUAAUUGACCCUCUACUUCCGCCUCUCUUGUUCUUCUCGCUG
Linum tenue is the source of this 2855-nucleotide messenger RNA. The record is from the annotation of a GenBank genome assembly. Lineage: Eukaryota; Viridiplantae; Streptophyta; Magnoliopsida; Malpighiales; Linaceae.